AUGGCGCAUGAUUGGCAAGACCAUGAACAGGAAUCCUCAAAUGGGUUACUUGACAUGAGAUCUCGAAAGAGACGAAGGAGAGUUGCAGACAUCUCGGAUGACCAGGACGUUCUCCCGCGGCGUCGGGCUAUCCUGGCCUGCGAUGUCUGUCGGGCUAGGCGGACCAAAUGCGAUGGGCAACGACCGACGUGUUCAUUCUGUCAGUCCGUCAACGCAGAAUGCAGGUACCGCAAGAUUGCCGAACCCCCUCCAACGAAGCUCGAAAGUGAGAUUGUCAUAAUCAAGGAGCGACUGGGAAAUAUUGAACACCUCCUUUCGGCUCAGCCCAGGCAACCUGAUGCCACGAGAGAGAUCCACACCCAUCUCUCACCCGAUGCCGCUCGUACCUCCAGCCCGAGGGUGCCGGCUUCGGUGGCGGCCGACUUUCAAUCUCCCAGUGUACCACAGCCACCGGCGUUCCCUACCAUGGUAAUUCGGAACAAGUUAUUCAUGCGCCUAGUUGGCCUCGACUGCGACUUGGCUGUACAUCUCGCCAGAUUCGAGCGAUCCGGUGACAGGAAGCAUCACCACGAGGUCGGAAGGCACUUCUUUCUCCAGCAGCACAGGGCGUUAGAUCUAUUGGGUGAUUUUCUCGAAAAGAUACAUCCGUGGUAUCCAUUACUCGAUCCUGAUUACCAUUCCGAAUACAGCUCGGUCAUGGAUGGUCCACUCAAGCCUUCAUCAGAAUCGUGUCUCGCACUGAUUGUCGCCGCUCUUGGCUCGUUAUCAUCGCAUGACGGGACUGAAAGGCAUGCCAGGUAUGCUGAGCUGGCACUUGGCAUGGUCUCAAGCGUUCUGAUAGAUUGCUCCGUGCAGGCUGUGGCGGCUCUCGUCUACACUGCGGUUUACUAUUGCUGCAUUUGCACCCCUCUGGACGCAUUCGAAUACAUUGCUAUAGCCUCACUCAAGGUUCAAAGCUUACUCACUAGUAACCGCCAUCAAGUCCCUGACUCAAAAUGCGAGCCGCUGAGACGUGCAUACUGGGCGAUCUUACUUAUCGAAAACGAAUUAAAUGUGCAGUUUGAUCUCAUCGACACCGGUGUUUGGAACCUGGACGGAUCUACACCUCUACCAAAUGUCCGCGAGAUUUGGACCUGUUCACCUCGAUCGCCGUUUCAGGCGCAACCCAACGCAUUGGCCUCAUCGGUCCGCCACGAGAGUAAUCAAGAAGAUGCCGACGCAUAUUUUCUUGCAGAGAUCGCCAUGCGACGAAUCUCUCACCGAUGUCCUACGGCCGUCCGUGUAACAGCCAACGGUCAACAGGUCUACGCCCCUAUUGUCGCGUCUGAACUGAGCCACCAACUCGAGGAAUGGUAUAAAUAUCUACCACCAGCGCUCAAAUUUCACAGGGACACUGAUGUCGAACUGCAAGAAACAAGAGGCUUGGUACUGUUUCUGAGGACGCAGUAUUACUCUUGCAUGACUUCUAUUUACUGGCCUUCAGUCUAUCAAUUGAUCGAGACCGGCCGAUGGGAGUACGAUCUUCAUAUUGGAUGCCAAAAGUUCUUCGAGGCGUAUUCCAUGUUCUCGAAGAGCGUCACCUUAUGCGUUCAACAUUGUGCUGUUAACAAAUGGACAUUACUCGCAAGUAUGUUUGUUUUCACCAUGGCAGCAGCUCGCGCGCUGAAAGACCCUGCAUUUGCCACUUUCAGGCCUCCGCAGCUCUCAAGCUCCAUGGGCCUUGCAGUCGACUCUCUCGCAGCAAAUGCCAGUCUGAGUCCUUCACUUGCGUACCUGCAUAGAGUUCUGGAGGAACACCUACAGGAACUUUUAGUUCACCGUCCUUCACGGGAAGUGGAAGAUGGUAUACAUACAUAG
Exophiala xenobiotica is the source of this 1857-nucleotide messenger RNA. RefSeq lists its product as uncharacterized. NCBI's taxonomy places the organism in Eukaryota, Fungi, Ascomycota, Eurotiomycetes, Chaetothyriales, Herpotrichiellaceae. The transcript has 7 exons. Bases 1 to 1857 code for a protein of 618 amino acids. The record is from RefSeq and is a predicted model, not a curated record. Gene Ontology annotation, molecular function: zinc ion binding; DNA-binding transcription factor activity, RNA polymerase II-specific. Gene Ontology annotation, biological process: regulation of DNA-templated transcription.